UAAGAGCUAGCCUUUUAAUCACUCAAAAGUGCUUCAACGUUAUAUAAAAUAAUUAUAAUAAUACUAAAAUGUAAUUUUUUCCAGCGAUAUACGGCAUAUCCUAGUUUGUCUGUGUCGUUAUUUAUAGUAUCAUCUUCAGCUAUAUGUGAAAAUAACAUGAGUUAUUGAUUGUUGUGUACGCUACACUGGAUUUUAAAAUUGAAUGAUAAUUUGGAUUUGAUUUUGGUAUAUUAAAGUAUGCCAGGUUACAGUAUAUAAGUGACAUUAAACCACAGCCUGUACAACUUUCUGUCAUUUUAAUCCAACGAGAUUAGGUUAGGUAAAGUGUCAUCGAAUUACCUAUGCUCCGACUUUUUUCAUCCACUUUUGGCCUGAUUUGACAUAGCAGGCUAAAAGCAUUUACAUCAAUUUGUAGCUAGUCAUCAUUUGAUCGGAUUAUGUAGCAGGGAGGAAUGUCUUCUGUUGUGCACUUCUAACUUUGGUGCAAUUUGUCAUCAGAAGAGUGAGGAUCGUGAAGCGUGUGUUCGGAUCUAGCUCUGGUACACGAAAUUUCUCUUUGGAUGGUUGACAUUUGUUUUUAGGGACUGGCUCGCUGUCGUAUAUAACAGUCACGUGUUGCCUUGGAUCGAACAAACAGAUCCAUCCCACCACCCCCGACUAACCCCAUAGGUCACCAAUCACUUAUAACGAGCUCGUCGAUCACAGCGGGUGUCGUUCAGGGUGAUAGAAUUAUCUUCCUUUGCCAUGUCUUCUUGACAAAUGAAAGAAGCUUCUGACUAAUCACGGCUGUGGCAUCGGCCAUUUGAUGAAACACCGGCUUACACCAUGCGCUGAGGACACCACAUGGGUACCGAUGCAGUGAAUGGCGGGCACCACAAGCAGACAACCGCAUCGAAGCAGCAUAACUACACUAAUAACGAUGGAAACCGGAGACCUUUCGGACUAUGGCUGGCACUCUCCCCCAAACAUUGUGUUGGAGUGGCUGUCCUCAUCCUGAUUUUCUUGCUUGUCCAGCUGCAUAAUUCUCCGCUCAUCUUCUUCAGCUCACUUGGAGCUCUCGAGUCACGUGAGAACGACACGGGCUCUCUGACCACGCUCUUUGCCCCCAACGAGCAGCAGGUGGUUAAAGUGGAGAACAUCUCCAUCGACACAGCAGCGCAGAGCCGCCGGGAUGAUGCCACGACAGGGUUCAAGGAUGCAAAAGUGCUGCUAAGGAACCUUCGAGUGGAUUUCAAUGUCCAGCUCAACGCCAGUCGGUCGCCGUGGGACGUGGCUGCUGGCUGGGUCAGCGCACGGGAAGUCGUUCCAGAGGAUGCUCCGGAACUUGGUGCUGUUCUCGGGGAUCUGGCGACCUCACCCAUCACUUCAGCCGAUUUUCUAAGUGGGUUCAAAGGGAAGCAGCUUAAGCUAGCCUUCAAGCUAUCAAGCACACAAACCGUUGCCUUCAAACCUAAAUGGUACGACAGAGAUUUCAUCUUGGAAGGCGUGGCCAUAGCCGGCAGGGACCGUCACAACGGGGAGAUAGCCGCCUUUCAUCUCUCAAGAGUGUUAGGCUUGAGGAGAGUGCCAGUGACUGUGGGACGCAGAGUCAGGGUCAAACAAGAACUCGCUCUAGUCGCUUCUCAGCAGCUCCUGAAAACGUUCUAUCAAAAAGAUGAUAACAGCUGUUUCUACGGCCGAUGCCAGAACUGCGUUGAAGACACCGGCGUCUGCGCCAUGGGCGACGUCUUGGAAGGGGCGAUCAUCCUCUGGCUGCCUGACACCGUUCAGUUAGACGCCAUUACACACCCUUGGUAUAGCCAUUUCAAAGAGAAGAACUUAGCCAAAUACCCCAGCAACGGCAGCUAUUGCGGCAUUGUACGCCAACUCUCGCCGUUUAAGGAGAAAGGUUAUCUGCUCUUGGAUAUCGUCGACACGGCCAUCUUUGACUUUCUCAUCGGCAACGCGGACCGUCAUCACUGCGAGAUCAUCAGCAAUAUGGAGAGAGGAAUGGUGGUCAUGCUUGACAACGGCAAGAGUUUCGGCAACCCGCUUGUGGAUGAGCUGGUACUUCUCGCCCCUUGUGCGAAUGCUGCAUGUUACGUCACUCGACCUGGCAACGUAUACGCUCUCUUCGACACAACGUCCUUAGCUACAUCUUGGGGGAGGUGCUGAAGUCGGACCCUGUGCAGCCGGUGUUGUCACGUGAUCACCUGCUGGCCCUCGACCGGCGCCUCGCGAAAGUUUGGGUAGAAAUCGAGAAGUGCAUUGCCAUUCAUGGGGUGGAAGCAGUACUUGUACAAAAUGAGUAGAUAUGAGGUUUGAAUCAAGACAGUUCCCGUCCUUAUGGAUGUCUUGCUGUUAAAAAGAAGGUGUGUCUUCCAUGAAACAGCGUCAACUUUUUUCAUUGUGUUGUCUUUUUUGCAGUCUGUGUUUGUGUAUGAGGUGGAUGGGUGGGUGGGUGUGCACAUAUACAGGGUGAGCCUAUGUUAUUUCUAGACGGCUGAUCUUGUUAAAGGCUAAACACAGAGCAUGGCAAAAAUCGCUGAAAAGAAGUAUUACAAAAACAUAUUCGGUAUUGUUUUUGCAAAGAAGGAAUGAAGAAUUUUAUAUUAAUAUUUCUUCACAUUUAAUAUGUCAACAAAGACAGGAUAUGACGUACCAUAUGCAUGAUUCAAGAUGCGUCGUCUGCUUGUGUUGGUUUCAGUUAAGUAAACAAUAAAGUCUUUAAAAAAAAAAACUGAGAUAGAAUGUAUAAUUCAACUGUUUUAAAAUUUCAAGAACAGAAGUUUAAAAUGCACGUGCUAUGCUGUUUUCUGUUCACAUUUGCAUUUCAUGGCGUAUUAUUUGUUCUGGAUCCGUCCUGAUGCUCACAUU
This is a messenger RNA of Pomacea canaliculata, 2856 nucleotides long. RefSeq names its product glycosaminoglycan xylosylkinase-like. Bases 844 to 2154 code for a protein of 436 amino acids. The transcript has 9 exons. Gene Ontology annotation, cellular component: Golgi apparatus. NCBI's taxonomy places the organism in Eukaryota, Metazoa, Mollusca, Gastropoda, Architaenioglossa, Ampullariidae. The record is from RefSeq and is a predicted model, not a curated record. Gene Ontology annotation, biological process: protein phosphorylation. Gene Ontology annotation, molecular function: phosphotransferase activity, alcohol group as acceptor.